AGUCUGUCGGUGUGAGUCGGCCAGAGAUAGCAGAUAGUAGAAGCACUAGAGGCCCAAACUUUAUUAGUGACUAAUAACUACAAGAGUUCGGGCUUAACAACAACCUACACAGAAUGGCAGAACAAUGGGGAGAAGGGAUGUUUGCUGCAAGGCGAAGAGCGGAUGAAACGACACGGGAAUCAGUCUUCACAUACACCAACUCCAAUAACACCAGGGAUCCCUUUGAAGGACCCAACUACCACAUUGCCCCUCGAUGGAUCUACAAUCUCGCAACAGUGUGGAUGUGCAUUGUGGUUGUCGCCUCAGUCUUCACCAAUGGCCUGGUGCUGGUGGCCACAGCCAAAUUCAAGAAGCUCCGCCACCCUCUCAACUGGAUCUUGGUCAACCUCGCUUUUGCCGAUAUUGCAGAGACUCUUUUGGCCAGCACCAUCAGUGUCAUCAACCAGAUCUUCGGCUACUUUAUCCUCGGACACCCAAUGUGUGUUUUUGAGGGCUACACUGUCUCUGUAUGUGGUAUUGCUGGUCUGUGGUCUUUGACUGUCAUCUCAUGGGAGAGAUGGGUGGUCGUCUGCAAACCAUUUGGAAAUGUCAAGUUCGAUGCUAAAUGGGCAAGCGCUGGCAUCAUCUUCUCCUGGGUUUGGUCUGCUUUUUGGUGUGCACCUCCCAUCUUUGGCUGGAGCAGGUUUUGGCCUCAUGGUUUGAAGACCUCCUGCGGCCCUGAUGUCUUCAGUGGAAACGAGGACCCUGGUGUCCAAUCUUACAUGCUUGUUCUGAUGAUCACUUGCUGCAUCAUCCCUCUGGCCAUUAUCAUUCUCUGCUACAUUGCUGUGUGGCUGGCAAUCCGCUCUGUUGCCCAGCAGCAGAAAGACUCCGAGUCUACACAGAAGGCUGAGAAGGAAGUGUCCAGAAUGGUGGUUGUCAUGAUCGUGGCCUACUGUGUUUGUUGGGGUCCUUACACAUUUUUUGUCUGCUUCGCAUCGGCAAACCCAGGUUAUGCCUUCCACCCAUUGGCAGCAGCUCUUCCUGCCUAUUUUGCUAAGAGUGCCACCAUCUACAACCCCAUCAUCUAUGUCUUCAUGAACCGACAGUUCCGUGUAUGCAUCCUGCAGCUCUUUGGAAAGAAGGUGGAUGAUGGUUCUGAGGUGUCCACAUCCAAGACAGAAGUCUCCUCUGUGGCACCUGCAUAAGCGAUGCAUAAAAUCUAAGAGCAAGGAUCCGGAGCCAGAUCAUAUGGGAAAAAAAGAUGAAAAUGGGACUUUUUAUAUUCCUUGUUUGCCCUCACCAUUGACAACUCUGCAUCCAGUCAUUUCCCCCAGAGAGAUGGAAAAUACCUUUUUGGAUGGCAGUGUGUGUUAAAGCAUCACUUUCUCAAGUUCCAAAGGAAUGACUUGUUACUGAAAUGUUACAGUUUUUAUGGUAUUCAAUUUUUACACAAUCAUUUGUCUAUGGUACGCCAUCCACUAGCUAUUCAGAGAGGUGUAUGCCUAUACAUAGCACUGCUUUGGGGGGAAGUGACACUCAGCAUGGGAUAACUAACAACAGUGAAAACUAAACACAAUGGUUUGGCUUGAUGUUCAAUGGUGAUGUAAUAAUGACUCUGUAACUUUAAUUUUGUAGCCAUCUUGCAAGAAAACAAAAAUGAUUAAAAAAAAGUUUGAUAGAUAGAUGCCUGCCUAUGUACAGCAUGUAAUACAGUUCUAUUUUGUUUUUUCUUUGAUGACAAUAAAAAAAGCAUCAUAAUAAGAA
Molecule: messenger RNA, 1746 nt
Organism: Myxocyprinus asiaticus (Chinese sucker)
Lineage: Eukaryota; Metazoa; Chordata; Actinopteri; Cypriniformes; Catostomidae
Product: red-sensitive opsin
Exons: 6
Coding region: 114-1187 (357 amino acids)
Biological process (GO): phototransduction; G protein-coupled receptor signaling pathway; visual perception
Cellular component (GO): membrane; photoreceptor outer segment
Molecular function (GO): G protein-coupled receptor activity
Source: RefSeq, a predicted model, not a curated record